AUGUUCCCUCUCAAGUGUGGCCAGGUCCGUAAUCCAGAGGCAAUCUACGACCUUGACACCGGCUGGAAUCGUUUGAAAUCGGCCUAUUUCCCGACGACAACGACGACACCAAGGAUCUCGCAGCGACCACCAGAAAUCUUCGACAAUGGGAAAGGUUCACGGAAGUUUGGCUCGUGCCGGUAUGCAUCCUCUCGCACCUACUACCGAAAGGUCAAGUCUCAGACCCCCAAGGUCGAGAAGCAGGAGAAGAAGAAGGUCCCUAAGGGCCGCGCGAAGAAGAGACUGCAAUACACCCGCCGUUUCGUCAACGUCACCCUGGUUGGCGGCAAGCGCAAGAUGAACCCGAACCCCACUGCCUAA
This is a messenger RNA of Lasiosphaeria miniovina, 360 nucleotides long. Its product is annotated as ribosomal protein S30-domain-containing protein. Gene Ontology annotation, molecular function: structural constituent of ribosome. Gene Ontology annotation, biological process: translation. Bases 1 to 360 code for a protein of 119 amino acids. Lineage: Eukaryota; Fungi; Ascomycota; Sordariomycetes; Sordariales; Lasiosphaeriaceae. The transcript is spliced from 6 exons. The record is from RefSeq and is a predicted model, not a curated record. Gene Ontology annotation, cellular component: cytosolic small ribosomal subunit; ribosome.